AUGAAGACAACCCCGAAGUUCAAGCCAUAUGUACAGGCAUGCUCUGAUUGUGGAGAAACACAGAACAUAAUCGAAGACUACAAAAACGGAUAUCAUGUGUGCUCUGUGUGUGGAUGCAUAGUGGGAAAUAGAAUAAUAGACGAAGGCAGCGAGUGGAGAUCUUUUGGAGACGGUAAUAAGGUGGAUCCGUGCAGAACAGGAAGCGCAAGCAAUCCGUAUCUCGAAUCUGAACAGCUGGAUACAAUGAUAAGCACGGGCGGAGGACUCAAUUCAUAUGUCUUGGCAAAUAUCCAGACAAAAAACAGCAUGAGAGGGCCAGAAAGAGCGCUAAAGCAUGGAAUGAAUCUCAUCACUGCAUUCUGCGAAAGGUCGAAUCUUUCGCGCACCAUCAUCGAUAGGGCACAUUAUAUCUUCAAGAAUAUUGAGGAAAGGAAACUUCUGAAGGGGAAAAACGUCGAGGGCAUUGUUGCAGCAUGCAUAUACAUAGCAUGCAGGCAAGAAGACUGUCCACGAACAUUCAAGGAAAUCAGCGUGAUGACUGCUGUUCAGAAGAAGGAAAUAGGAAGAAGCUUCAAGCUGAUUUCUCCUCAUCUUGAGCGCAUGACAGCAAUGUCCACAGAAAACCUCAUAGCAAGGUUUUGCUCCGAUCUCAACCUGAGCAUUAAAAUCCAAAAGAUAGCCACCGAGAUGGCAAAGGCAGCACACGAACUCGGGUGUCUUGCCGGAAAGAAUCCAGACUCAAUUGCUGCUGCAGUGAUAUACAUGAUAACGAAUCUGUUUCCGGAAGAAAGAAAGAUUCAGAAAGACAUUCAGUUGGUUACGAAUGUCACAGAAGUAACAAUAAAGAACACAUACAAGGAACUGCUUGCAUUCAAGUACGACAUCAUCCCUGAGGGAAUGGUAAGCAAGGAAAGCAUAGACAAACUCCCGGGAUACUAA
Messenger RNA from Ordospora pajunii, 939 nucleotides. RefSeq names its product transcription factor TFIIB. The transcript has a single exon. NCBI's taxonomy places the organism in Eukaryota, Fungi, Microsporidia, Ordosporidae. The record is from RefSeq and is a predicted model, not a curated record. Gene Ontology annotation, biological process: DNA-templated transcription initiation; transcription preinitiation complex assembly. Bases 1 to 939 code for a protein of 312 amino acids. Gene Ontology annotation, molecular function: TBP-class protein binding. Gene Ontology annotation, cellular component: transcription preinitiation complex; nucleus.